Heteronotia binoei (common prickly gecko) is the source of this 1907-nucleotide messenger RNA. RefSeq names its product Y+L amino acid transporter 2-like. The record is from RefSeq and is a predicted model, not a curated record. NCBI's taxonomy places the organism in Eukaryota, Metazoa, Chordata, Lepidosauria, Squamata, Gekkonidae. Gene Ontology annotation, molecular function: L-amino acid transmembrane transporter activity. Gene Ontology annotation, cellular component: membrane. Bases 201 to 1715 code for a protein of 504 amino acids. Gene Ontology annotation, biological process: amino acid transmembrane transport. The transcript has 10 exons.
UUUAAUUUUUCUGCUAUGGGGACACAAAUAGCAGCACACAGAGAGAAGGGACCAUUCACAGUCAUAUCACUUACCACUUCUCGUCAUGCAGCUGCUUGAUUACUUAGAUCCUGAGGUCACUGUUAUGUUCCUGAAGUUACUGCUGCCUUAUGCUAAAUGAAGCAAGAUAUCGGUUAUACACGGGUAAUAAUUAAUUGAAGAUGACGGACCCUUGGAUAAUAGAUUGCAACAAAAAGAACACACCCAAGACUGAACUGGGCUUGGUGACAGAGAACAAAAAAGAAAAGAUGCAGAUGAAACAAGAAAUCUCUUUGCUCAAUGGCAUUUCUUUAAUAGUUGGGAACAUGAUUGGUUCUGGAAUAUUUGUGUCCCCCAAAGGUGUUCUGAUGUACAGCACUUCUUAUGGACUUGCACUCCUCCUCUGGGCUCUUGGGGGGAUCUUUUCAUUGAUUGGAGCAUUGUGUUAUGCUGAACUGGGAACAUCCAUUGUUAAAUCUGGAGCAAGCUACGCUUACAUCCUAGAAGCGUUUGGAGGCUUUAUUGCUUUUAUCAGACUAUGGUCUUCCUUGCUCAUUAUUGAACCAACAACUCAGGCUGUUAUAGCCAUCACUUUUGCUAACUAUAUCGUUCAGCCAAUAUUUCCAUUCUGUGAACCAUCCUAUGGAGCAGUUAGGUUGAUUGCAGCUGCUUGCAUCUGCUCCCUGACAUUUAUUAACUGUGUCAAUGUGAAGUGGGGAACCAGAGUACAAGAUCUUUUCACAUAUGCAAAAGUUAUGGCCCUUAUUAUGGUAAUAGGAGUGGGUCUUUAUAAAAUUAGCCAAGGAGAAACUGAAAACCUUAAGGAUCCAUUUGAAGGUUCAACAACGGAUGCAGGAUUCAUUGCUCUUGCUCUUUAUUCAGCCCUCUUUUCCUACUCUGGAUGGGAUACACUCAAUUUUGUCACUGAAGAAAUGAAAAAUCCAGAAAGGAACCUGCCACUUUCCAUUGCAAUUUCAAUGCCUAUUGUGACAAUAAUUUACUUGUUGACAAAUGUAGCUUACUAUGUUGUGCUGGACAUGCCAGCUCUAUUAGCAAGUGAUGCAGUGGCUGUGACUUUUGGUAAUAAAGCUCUUAGCCAUGCUAAAUGGAUUAUCCCCAUUGCAGUGGCCAUGUCUUGUUACGGAGGAUUAAACUCAUCUAUUAUUGCAGCUUCCAGGCUUUUCUAUGUUGGAGCCAGAGAAGGACACCUCCCUGACAGCCUGAGUUUGAUUCAUAUAAAACGUUUCACACCUGUUCCUGCUCUUAUUUUUAAUGGAUUAAUGACUUUGAUCUAUCUCCUUGUGGAAGAUAUUUUUCUCCUGAUUAACUACUACUGCUUCAGCUAUUGGUUUUUUGUUGGACUGUCAAUUGCAGGAUUAAUAUAUUUAAGAUAUACGCAGCCAGACAGACGACGUCCCAUUAAACUCAGCCUCUUCUUCCCCAUUGUGUAUUGCUUCUGCACCCUUUUCCUGGUCAUCGUCCCUCUGUACAGUGAUACAGUCAAUUCUCUUAUUGGAAUUGGUAUAGCAGUCUCUGGAAUCCCUGCAUAUUUUUUGGGUGUAUAUUUACCAGUUGAAAAAAGACCUCGAUGCCUUCAGUGGCUUUUUGCUACAAUUACCAAGUAUAUUCAGAUGCUGUCCUAUUGCUGUCAAGAAGACCUUGACCUUGAAACAAAGUCAGAAACCAAGGCUCAGUAAACAGAAGUCGACUAGGACGUUUCUGCACAUAAUGCAUCUGUGUUGAUGGAAAUUGUGACUUGUGCCCAUGGGCUACACACCAAAGUACGCACAAUUGCACAGUGCAUAAUUUAGCUAUUUUCUAAUAUGUGCUAUGUUAUUAGCCCUUUGUCUGAUUACCAGUUUCUGAAAACGUAUUUGUGCCUGUUUAAU